UCCCGAUCUAGAAGGUACAGAGCAGGUCCUGGUCGGACAAUACAAAGAUUGCAUGAGGAGGAGGACUAUCCCCUCUAGCUGAUCCAGUUGUCUCCUCUUCUCCUGAAUGACCCCCAAGGAUGGACAAGGACAGGAAUGAGACGACUAAGAGAAUAUUACACUUCACCCUGGAGAUCCUCCACCUGCUGACCGGAGAGGAUUACACCAUAGUGAAGAAGACAUGGGGGGAGUGUGUGGCCCCCAGCAGCCAUCUCCAUGAGUCAGGAGGACGGAGCAGGGCCCGGGGCAACAUCAUGGAGCCUCCACCUCACUCACUGAUACAUGAGAAGAAAAUCCUGGAACUCAUCCACAGGAUCACUGAGCUGCUGACUAGAGAGGUUCCUAUAAGGUGUCAGGAUGUGGCGGUCUAUUUCUCCAUGGAGGAGUGGGAGUAUGUAGAAGGACACAAGGAUCUGUACCAGGACAUAGUCAUGAUGGAGGAUCACCGGCCCCUCACAUCACAAGAUGGAGUCAUUGAUAGAAAUCCACCCGAGAGGUGUCCCCGCCCUCUGUAUUCCCAGGACUGUCCAGAGGGAAAUGUCCCAGAGAAGCAUCAGGGGGGAGAUCUGACUAAUAAUAAAGUGGAGGAUGAAGAAGAGAGGAUGAGGGGCCAUCACCCGUGUAUGAGGGAAGUGAAGGAGGAAAUUCCAGGAGGUGUUACCCCAGAAAAUCCCAUUAAAAACCCUGAGCGAAAAGUCAUGUUAUCCCUGAAUGAUAAAGGAGAAGAUGGAGAGAUCAUGGAGCGCCCCUCAGGAGAAGAUGGAGAGAUCAUGGAGCGCUCCUCAGGACAAGAUGGAGAGAUCAUGGAGCGCCCCUCAGGAGAAGAUGGAGAGAUUAUGGAGCGCUCCUCAGGAGAAGAUGGAGAGAUCAUGGAGCGCUCCUCAGGACAAGAUGGAGAGAUCAUGGAGCGCUCCUCAGGAGAAGACCUCCUUACCCCUAAUGUCCAUCCAGAUCUAUCAUAUAAUAAUCCCCCUGAUUAUGGGGAACCGUCUCCUCACCAAUCACACAUUGUUAUCACAAGGACAGAGGAGAACGGGGAAAAAGGUUUUCACUGUGAUGAAUGUGGAAAAUAUUUCCAAAAAAUUUUAGGUCUUAUUAAACACAAACAAAGUCAUGAAAGAAUGAAGCCAUAUCUGUGUUCAGAAUGUGGGAAAUGUUUUACAGAUAAACCAACUCUUGUUAGACAUGCAAGAAUUCACACAGGAGAGAAACCAUAUUCAUGUUCAGAAUGUGGGAAACGUUUUACAGAUAGGUCACAUCUGAUUACACAUAGAAGAAUUCACACAGGAGAGAAUCUACAUUCAUGUUCAGAAUGUGGGAAAUGUUGUUUAACAAAAUCACAUCUUGUUAUACAUAAGAGAAGUCACACAGGAGAGAGGCCAUAUACAUGUUCAGAAUGUGGGAAAAAUUAUACACAAAAAUCACAUCUUGUUAUGCAUGAAAGAAGUCACACAGGAGAGAAGCCAUAUUCAUGUUCAGAAUGUGGGAAAUGCUUUUCAUACAAAUCGCACCUUGUUACACACAUGAGACUUCACACAGGAGAGAUGCCAUUUUCAUGUUCAGAAUGUGGGAAAUGCUUUUCAGAUAAAGCAAAUUUUGGUAAGCAUGUGAGAAGCCACACAGGUGUGAAACCGUAUUCAUGUUCAGAAUGUGGGAAAUGCUUUAUGAAGAAAACUAAUUUUGUUAAACAUGAGAGAAGUCACACAGGGAAUUAGCCAUAUUUGUGUUCAGAAUGUGGGAAAUGCUUUGCAAAAAAAAAAAUCAGAUCUUGUUAGAUAUGAGAGAUAUAAGAUGUAAAAUAAAAAAAAAGUAAAUUCUAUGGAAGUCAAUGGAUUUCUGCUUUGAUUGCUAGAAGAAACAGAGAGGCCUAACUACGGCCCAUGGACUUUUAACCUUUAAAGUAAAAGGCUCAAACCUAU
Molecule: messenger RNA, 1958 nt
Organism: Hyla sarda
Lineage: Eukaryota; Metazoa; Chordata; Amphibia; Anura; Hylidae
Product: oocyte zinc finger protein XlCOF7.1-like
Exons: 7
Coding region: 120-1754 (544 amino acids)
Biological process (GO): regulation of transcription by RNA polymerase II
Molecular function (GO): RNA polymerase II cis-regulatory region sequence-specific DNA binding; DNA-binding transcription factor activity
Source: RefSeq, a predicted model, not a curated record